AUGCGGCCCUCGCGGACUUUGCUCGAGGUCCGCUCCCUCGCGGUGCUGCUCCACCACAUCGCGGAGGGGGUGGUGCUGCCGUACCGCCAGGCCUGCCAGCCCGAGAGCCCCGGGGCUUUUGCAGGGGUGCUGCCAAGCGGGGAAAAGGACGCCAACGCCCUUUUCGAGCAUACCUUGAGUGAAGUCCACGCCGUCCUGCGUUUUUUCCUCGGUAAAGGGACCUUUUUUGGCGAUUGGGCGGCCUUCUACGUCGCCCGACAGACGCGCUGGCUGCUGAGGCCGGUCGGGAUCUACGAGGAGGCUUUUCAGCGCUGCGUCGUCGCCCGGCGGGAGGCCCUCGGCCGCGCGCAGAUCAUUUCGCUGGGGUUUCAAGCCCUCGUCAAGCUCGAAAAGCCGCUUUUGCCCGGGUUGAAGGAACCCGCCGCGAGCGUGGCGAAUCUUUUCGCGCCGACCGCCCCCAACCCCCCGAUCCCCACGGGGGGAAGAGGGGGGCAGGAUCGGAAGCCCCUCCCUCCGCCAGACGUCAAGCGCAAUGGGGGGUCGAGGAGUUGGGAUCCCCCGGCGAUGCCAAGGCCUGGGGAAAGGAAAGAAAGCCGAAGAGACGCCCCGCGAAGUACGCGAAAUGGGCGCCGUUGGGAGGAGCCCUCGGAGCCGCGAAAGCGCGAGCGCCCGUCCGAGCCGGUUCGCAGCGACGACGCGAGGAAACAGAGCAGGCGUGAAUCCUCCCACGAGCGUUCUCGACGCCACCACAGCGGACGAUACUCCCGGCGGCGUUAG
Molecule: messenger RNA, 777 nt
Organism: Phytomonas sp. Hart1
Lineage: Eukaryota; Euglenozoa; Kinetoplastea; Trypanosomatida; Trypanosomatidae
Source: the annotation of a GenBank genome assembly